AUGGACGCAUCACACAACCAUUCACCCCCCACUCUGGAUGGUGAUAAGGUUCUACUCAUUGAUUCACUGCCUGCAUUCACCCAGGACGUGAUCAUCGCCAGACCUGCUUCACCACAAGCACAAGCCUUUCGCUGGCUCGCCAAUGACACGUCCGUGCCGACCUAUCCGAGAUGGAGAAUCCAACAGCGCUAUGCAUUGAUAACUCUAUACUACGCCACUGCAGACUCGGGAACUCAACGGGUGGAGGGAGGCUUCUUCCUGGACUCUACUCUACAUGAAUGCGAAUGGCUCACCACGAGAGAUCCCUGUAUUGGCAUCUUCCAGGCGGACAAUCAAACCGGAGUCUUCCGCCAUCUGCAUCUCGAGUCCCAUCAACUUGCAGGUACCAUUCCAGAAGAGAUUGCACUCUUUACUUCUCUGCAAACCUUGAAUCUCGGGCAAAACCUUCUCACGGGGCCCUUGCCUACCACUCUAGGGCUAUUGACGUUGUUGGAAACGUUGCAACUUCAUCGGAACCGUCUUACGUCAACCUUGCCCUCCGAGUUGGGUGCUCUCAUGAGCCUGAAGGAGUUGCAUCUCGCCGGGAACUUGUUUUCGGGACCUAUUCCGUGGCAACUUGGCAACCUUGGUUCUCUCCAACAGGUACUUCUGGAGGAUGCUCUCCUUUCUGGUGGGAUCCCUGCUGAGCUGGGUUCAAUCCCAUCACUCUUCCUCUUGUGGUUAGGGCGCAAUCUCUUGACUUCGUGGAUCCCCUCUGAGCUCGGCAAUGCAACCUCGUUGAUUGAGUUGUCUCUUUAUGACAACUUGCUCAGUUCUACAAUUCCUACUGAGAUUGGCAAGCUCGAAAAUGUGGAUGCCUUGUGGUUGCACUCGAAUCAGCUUACGAGUUCCAUCCCUCAAGAAAUGGCUAGACUAGCGAGAUUUGCCCUCAAUCGCGUGAGCAUUGUGAACACCAGCAUCACAGGGGAAAUCCCAGCAGAUUUCUGCGGUUUGGCUCGCAUGGAGUUCACAUGCACGGCCCUUCUCUGUGGGUGCAAUUGUGGUUGUACAGUCAAUGAAGGCGACUUUGUCGACGCACACAAUCAAUCCAUGCGAGACGACGUAGAAAAGGCAAUCAACUUGAACCAAAACAGUCCACCUGGACAAUGA
Messenger RNA from Seminavis robusta, 1149 nucleotides. The record is from the annotation of a GenBank genome assembly. Lineage: Eukaryota; Bacillariophyta; Bacillariophyceae; Naviculales; Naviculaceae.